Trametes versicolor FP-101664 SS1 is the source of this 1221-nucleotide messenger RNA. Its product is annotated as ATPase V0 complex subunit D. The record is from RefSeq and is a predicted model, not a curated record. Gene Ontology annotation, cellular component: proton-transporting V-type ATPase, V0 domain; fungal-type vacuole membrane; vacuolar proton-transporting V-type ATPase complex. Lineage: Eukaryota; Fungi; Basidiomycota; Agaricomycetes; Polyporales; Polyporaceae. Bases 12 to 1139 code for a protein of 375 amino acids. Gene Ontology annotation, molecular function: proton-transporting ATPase activity, rotational mechanism. The transcript is spliced from 5 exons. Gene Ontology annotation, biological process: proton transmembrane transport; vacuolar transport; vacuolar acidification.
GUUUGCUCAACAUGGAGGCCCUCUUGUUCAACGUAUCUGGAGGAUUUCUGGAAGGCAUCGUGCGGGGGUACAAGGCUGGUCUCCUUACCCAGAACCAGUACAACAACCUGACGCAAUGCGAGACCAUUGAAGACUUCCGGACACAACUGUCGGCGACGGACUAUGGAAACUUCCUCGCGAAUGAACCCCUGCCCAUCUCCACCUCCACCAUCUCGGACAAAGCGACGCAGUUGCUCGUCGACCAAUUCAACUACCUCCGGAGUAAUGCUGUCGAGCCCUUGAGCAAGUUCCUGGAGUACAUGACAUACGCGUACAUGAUUGACAACGUCAUACUCAUCAUCACGGGCACGCUGCACGGGAGGAACACGAGCGAGCUGCUUCAACGGUGUCACCCGCUCGGCAUAUUCGACACUAUGCCUGCUCUGUGCGUCGCAACAAACGUGGAGGAGCUGUACCACACCGUCUUGGUCGAGACACCACUCGCACCAUACUUCCGCGACGCCGUAAGUGCGGCAGACUUGGACGACCUCAAUAUCGAGAUCAUCCGGAACACUCUCUAUAAGGCGUACCUCGAGGACUUCGACGCGUUCUGCCAGUCGCUCGGGGGGCCCACCGCAGACGUCAUGCACCGCAUCCUCGCCUUCGAGGCAGACCGCCGCGCAAUCAACAUCACCAUCAACUCGUUCGGCACGCAGCUCUCCAAGGAGCAGCGCGCGAAGCUCUUCCCGACCAUCGGCCGCCUCUUCCCGGAGGGCAACAACACGCUCGCGCGCGCAGACGAGAUCGACCAGGUGCGCCAGGCGUGCGAGGCCGUCUCCGAGUACCGCGCGUUCUUCGACUCCGGCGGACGCGCGCACGCGAACGGGAACGGCGGCGGCGCGAACGGGAGCUCGGAGAGCACGGCGAACCUGCUCGGGGACCUGGACAGCGAGCUCGGCGCGGCGGCGGACCUGGAGGACCGGUUCUUCGUGCACGAGGUGCACCUGAACAAGCUCGCGUUCCUGCAGCAGUUCCAGCACGCGGUGUUCUACAGCUACAUCAAGCUCAAGGAGCAGGAGAUCCGGAGCGUGACGUGGAUCGCGGAGUGCAUCGCGCAGAACGCGCGCGACAGGAUACACGACUUCAUCCCCACCUUCUGAGCGCGAGCCGGACUUUGUAUGACAUGGACUGGCGUAAUCAUAUACCUUCGUACGCUGCGAAUGGACCGUAAGUGUAAAACUG